This is a messenger RNA of Rotaria sp. Silwood2, 486 nucleotides long. Lineage: Eukaryota; Metazoa; Rotifera; Eurotatoria; Philodinida; Philodinidae. The record is from the annotation of a GenBank genome assembly.
AUGUCAUACUUAGAAAAAUUAACUUUAUAUCUUCGUGUACAAGAUCGAGAUACAUUCAUCGGCAGUACUAAUCUUGAAAAUGAAAUUUUUGUUUAUAUGCCACAACUGCAUUCAUUCACUUUUUAUAUUUUUACUUAUCAUAAUACUGUUGAUUUAUUUAAUUAUGUGCCCAGUCAAGAUAAUCAACGAAUUGUUACAAAUAUUAGACAACAACCAAUGACUAGUAGCAUAAAUUAUAUCAGUAGCCGUGCAGCUCUAUGCCAUAUCUUCUCACUUCCUUUUGUAUUUGAUCGCCGCGAAGAUAUUGGCAACAUAUUUUCAGAUACAGUAUUUAAUUAUGUUACUUUUAAAACGUAUUUUCCACAUGAAGUAUUUGAUCAAAUAAUAAAAGGAAGUCUUAGUGUUGAAGAUAUUGAUGUUGUUAGUCAAAAUGCCGUAGCAAAAGCAAAUAAUUUAGAAAAUCAAACAGGUUAUCUUCGUCAUUGA